Messenger RNA from Phanerochaete carnosa HHB-10118-sp, 864 nucleotides. RefSeq lists its product as uncharacterized. The coding region runs from base 1 to 864 and encodes 287 amino acids. Lineage: Eukaryota; Fungi; Basidiomycota; Agaricomycetes; Polyporales; Phanerochaetaceae. Gene Ontology annotation, biological process: RNA splicing. Gene Ontology annotation, cellular component: precatalytic spliceosome. The transcript is spliced from 6 exons. The record is from RefSeq and is a predicted model, not a curated record.
AUGUCUUCACGCUUCGAUGAUCGAAGACGCGAGUACGACAGGGACGACCGCGGUGCGCGGUAUACUGACCGCGAUGCACCUCAUCGGGGUGGAAGGAGCCGCUCGCGCAGCCCUCGCAGGGGUGGGGGCGACAAGGACAGAGAUAAGAGGCCCACCGACCGCAGAGACCACCACAGAGACGACAGGGACUACCACAGAGAUAAUAGGAGACGAGACGACCGCGAUAGACGAGACCAUCAUCGUGAUGAUCGCAGGGACGCAAGGGACCGUGACCGUGACAAGCGCGACCCCCCGAGACGUGAUGAGCGAGGCAGAGACAUGAGCCACUCGGCUCGUAGAGACGAUAUUUUGAAGCCGAUAGACAAGCGUUUCGAUGCAGCAGAAAGUAGAAAAGCUAGCUUCAAUCCGGGUUCGGAGGAGCCAAAAUCUCGCCAGGUUUCUGAGGUGCCAACAGAAGACCGGGAAGAAGGCAAUGCCAUGGAUCAGGAACCCCAGCAGGACGAAGAAGCGGCUAUGAUGGCUAUGAUGGGCUUGCCGAUGCAGGGUUUUGGCAGCACAAAGGGUAAGCACGUAGAGGGAAAUCAAGAAGGCUCCGCAAAUGUCAAAAAGGUGCGGACGUGGCGUCAGUAUAUGAAUAGGUCGGUCAGCCUUUCUCGUUAUCCAAAGUAUGACCUCACCGUUCAUGUGGUCGAUAUCGACCGGUCAGAAUGUGACGCAAUGCUUAAGCGUGUCCUCCGCCUGUACGGUUCCUUCGCUCGUUUCACCGACUAUACCAUGAGCACGUUGGUCGUCCGUCUAGUGGAAUCGUGCCAGGUGCAGAGUUUACUAGAACAGCUGAAUUCAUGCUGGGAAUAUCCCGUGUGA